GUGUAAGUGGUGAGAGAGAGAGAGAGAGAGAAGCUCCUGUGCGCCACUGAACUCUCAGCUUUGUUAGUUCCUCAUGUUGUUUCUGAGACACAGCGGAACAUUUGGAUGCUGAAAGGAUCCUCAGCUUUGACUCUUCAGCAGUUUGCGGAAUGACGGGAAUGAACUUAAACCUGAGGUUCUGAGGUUUUUCUCAGGGACUGAGGGAGAGAUCGGAGUGUAACUUGGCGGAACACUCGCUCCUGUCUCCUGCGCGGAACGCCUGCUCCUUACUGCUUAUUAUACCUUUUCGCUGUGUUUUUAUCAUAAGGAGUCGAUUUUGGAAUCGGAUAUAACUGUUUAGAUCUGAUCUGAUUUACUCAGUGGAUCAUGGAGCUCAGUAGUUUUCUGCUGUGUGUCGCUGCACUGCUGCUGCAUGGAUGCGUGAAUUCAUCGGGAUCUUACACACCGACACACACGCAGCACGCGCGCGCCGUCAGCAGACACAGGAACUGGUGUGCCUAUGUGGUGAUGAAAUCUGUUAGCUGUGUAAUGGAGGAUGGAGUGGAGACCUACGUGAAGCCUGAUUACCAGCCGUGUGGUUGGGGCCAAUGCUCUCGGGUUGUGGUAUAUCGGACUUUCAGAAGACCAAAGUACAAGAUUGCUUACAAAAUGGUGUCAGAGAUGGAAUGGAAGUGCUGUAAUGGUUACUCAGGUGAAGACUGCAGCCACGGCCCCAACAGCAACUCACAGUUCAACAACAGUGGAACUUCUACCUCUGGAUCUGGCACUGGGAAUGAACAGAGCGGUGGAAAAGGCAGUGGGGAUCGUGAUAAAAUCCUACAACUUGAGGAGAAGAUUCAGAGUCUGACUAAAGAACUCCAUAAAAUUCAGUCCACGUUAGAGGGAGUGAAUCAUAGACUACAAGAAGAGUCACAUGGAGUCCACAUUGCUGAUGCAGCGCAACCAGAAAUGAGGGAAACCAUUAACAGCAUUCAGACCAAGCUGGACCUGCUUGACAACAUGACGCAAGUACAUGACAAGACCCUCACCAGUAUAAACAACCAUCUAGUCGGUGGCAGUAGUGCAGGCAAUGAGCUAGACAGAAAUGGUCAGUACAGCAAAAUGAAGGAUGAGAUUCUACGCGAGCUAGAACUUCGCAUCACGCUCUCCUGCUCCGCCUGCCAGAGUGGAGUGGAGAGCAUUCAGCAGCAACAGCAGGAAGACAGGGAGAGAAUCCGUGCCCUGGAAAAGCACAUGAAUGUCAUGGAGCUGCACCACAGGCAGACAGUGGAGGUGCUGCAGAGGGAUCUGGCCCGCUCACAGACCUGCUGUGACUCCAUGGAGGACCUGGAGAGGCGCGUGGGCGCAGUUGAAAAGAAGGUUAGUUCCACUGCAGAAGCAUAUGAUGUCCUACAGGGCCGCAUUGAUAAAGAGUUGAAAGGAACCAAUGGACGCGGAAAGGGAUCAGAGGAGAAGUUAAGCAGCCGCUUGAGAGAGUUGGAGCGCAGACUGAAUGGAACAGUGAGGAAAGCUGAGCAAAAAUGCUCUCACACCGAGACCAGCAUGAAGGAGCUAGUGCAAAGAGAAAUCAGCAAGAUACGAAACUCUGUUCUUGAUCAAAAUGCUUUUAAUCUUAGACUUUCUAACAUUGAGUUCGACAUGAGGGACAUAAAGGAUUACGUUGAUGUCCACAAGGAUCGCAUCAGUGAGUUGGAAAACAAGACGUCUGUUUUUGACAGCAAGUUAUCAUCAGUUGUUGUUUUGUGUGCAGAUACAUGUGCGGCACAAGAAAAUAAAACUGAGGAUGUUGUUAAAACACUGGAGUGGAAAGUCAUUGCCAACCAGGAAGACAUCCAGAGGUUUGACACCAGGCUGAAAGAUCUCUCUGUGUCAGGUGACUCCAUGAUGGACCAAAUUGCAGACUUAAGCCACAACGUUCAGGAAAUCACGGCUCUGAUUGGUGAGAACGGAGAGAAUUUUAAUAAGAUUGUCACAGAUGUGGAGAUAUUAAGGGCUAACUGUGAUGGAUGCAGUUCUGCUUUCAGUGACAUGGAGAAUGAACUCAGGAGCUUGAAAAACACAACCCUCAGCACCUUUGACAAAUAUCAAGGUGAAUUCACUAAAUUGCACCGAAAAGUGAACUCUGAAGAAAGUGCAUGCUCACAGGUCUGCUCCAACCUGCAGGAGGAAGUGGGCAAGCUUAAAGAGGAAGUGGAGCAAUGCCAAGAACAGGGAAAGAUUAGUAGGACUGAACACCAGGAACAUAUAGAUGGUCAGAAUUUCAUAAUUAGCACAGCAGUAAAGAAUCUCCAGUCCAUUCAGGGUGAGCUCUCUGAAAUCAAGCUGACCUUCGACUCCAUCAAUGACACCAUGAAGAGACUGGAUCACACCGUACAGAGACACGGCAGCACUAUAACUGAACUGGGUACUACGAAGAAUAAUAUCUUUUCACAGAUCAACAAGAUCCAGGAAGAGCUGGACGAGCACAUAGAGGACAGUCAGGAGCAGUUCAAAAACAUUAGCCGGGAUAUUCAGAGGUUUAAAAUCAAUCUGCUGGAGCAGAUGGGAGAAUGCAGAUAUGCUGGUGAGGGGCUGCAGAAGAGGCUUUUGAAAAUGGAGAAUGUUUGUGGCAGACUGGAGUCACUUUCAGAGAAUCUGCAGCAGAUCAAGAAUAUAAUAAACAGACAGGUUUCUGGAUUGUGGACCUGUGUGAACGGGCUCAAUGCUACCGUCAUUACUCAGGGAGAAGCCAUACACAACAUUGAGAGUGUUCAUUUAGAGAAUAUCCAUGGCAAGAUGAACGGUCUCAACUCUACACUACAGGAUAUGCUGAAAGAAUUCCAGACUUUCACUGAACAGGACUUUAUCGGACCGCCUGGACCACAAGGAGAGAGAGGACCCCAGGGUUUACAAGGUCCAGUAGGUCCACAGGGCAGACCAGGUCCCCAGGGUAUACCAGGGAUUGUGGGACCAAUUGGUGAGCCAGGCCUAAGAGGCGAAAAAGGUCCUCCAGGAGACGAUGCUAAAGUACCACGGCUGUCCUUUUCAGCAGCACUUACACAACCACAGGGUCAUGCAGGAACCAUUGUCUUCAACCAGGUGUUUGUCAAUGAAGGGAUGUCCUAUAGUCCACACACAGGUAUAUUCACAGCACCGGUGAGUGGACGUUAUUUCUUCAGCGCAGUCCUGACUGGUCAGAAGAACGCAAAAAUCGAGGCAGUGUUGUCGAAGUCUAACUACGGUAUCGCACGUGGAGACUCGACCGGAUACCAGCCAGAGGGUCUGGAGAAACCUAUAGCUGAAUCCAGGAACGCUCCAGGAUCUCUGGUCAUUUUCAACAUCAUCCUUCCCCUGGAGGUGGGAGACACCGUGUGCAUUGACCUGGUCACGGGGAAACUGGCUGAUUCCAUCGAACCUCUCACCAUGUUCAGUGGAAUGCUGCUGUAUGAGGACGUAGACGCUUUGGUAUAAGAAACCUGAAAUAUUCAGGUUUGUUGUUGCCACCUGUUGAUAUUUGGGGCAGGAGAGUGCUUUUUGUCAAGAUCAAUAAAAGGACUUGAACAUUUCUGAUGAUUGAUCACAGUGUUAAUAAGGGCUUUAUACAGCAAGAAGAUUGUACUGUCUCAGUGGCUUAGUCUUGAAAUUUUAUACUGAUGCUCUCUAUAAUCCUCCAGAACAUGUCAUGGGAUCUGUGUAACUCUCCCAAACCACUGCUUUUACAUUUAUGUUUUUCUAUACAUGCAAGUUGAAAUGAAUUUGAAAAGAAGAGAGAAAGCAAGAGAGAGAGAGAGAGAGAGAGAGAGAGAAGUCUGAUGUGUUUGCUCAAGGCUCCAUUCAGGUUUUCCUGAAAUAGCAAUAAUAAAGCUGUCAUUAUUUUAUUCCUUCAAAGCUCCAUAUUUGGGGGGAAGGUUUCACAUGCUCCUGCUGCUGUGAUUGUAAUUCAAUGAGCAAAAACAAACGGCAAAAAAAGGUUGCACUCUGAACGAGA
Hemibagrus wyckioides is the source of this 3967-nucleotide messenger RNA. It is a transcript of the gene emilin1a, whose product is annotated as elastin microfibril interfacer 1a. The record is from RefSeq and is a predicted model, not a curated record. NCBI's taxonomy places the organism in Eukaryota, Metazoa, Chordata, Actinopteri, Siluriformes, Bagridae. The coding region runs from base 367 to 3450 and encodes 1027 amino acids. Gene Ontology annotation, molecular function: protein binding. The transcript is spliced from 8 exons.